Molecule: messenger RNA, 2235 nt
Organism: Moneuplotes crassus
Lineage: Eukaryota; Ciliophora; Spirotrichea; Euplotida; Euplotidae
Source: the annotation of a GenBank genome assembly
UUAAAAGAUUUAAAAUGUUUUCACUUGGAGCUAGAUUAACUGCUAAAAGUGCUUUUAGAGCCAACCAGGCUACUAUGGCAUCAAUAGGUGUCCUUCUUAGACGCUUCUCUGUUGUCAAUCCUGCUAUUAUGAGGAACAUUGGAAUUAGUGCUCACAUUGAUUCUGGAAAGACAACUUUUACUGAAAGAGUCUUGUUUUACACUGGAAGAAUCAACGCUAUUCACGAAGUUAGAGGUAGUGAUAAUGUGGGAGCAACUAUGGACUCAAUGGAGCUCGAGAGGGAAAAAGGAAUCACAAUUCAGAGUGCAGCUACCCACACAGUCUGGGACAACCAUCAUGUCAAUAUCAUCGAUACACCAGGUCACGUUGACUUUACUAUUGAGGUAGAAAGAGCAUUAAGAGUUUUGGAUGGAGGAGUUUUGCUUCUUUGUGCUGCUUCUGGAGUUCAACCACAGACUCUGACUGUUGACAAACAAAUGAAAAGAUACGAUGUCCCAAGGAUCAUCUUCAUUAACAAGCUUGAUAGAAUGGGAGCUGAUCCAUUCAAAUGCAUUAAGCAGGUCAGAGAUAGAUUAAAUAUCAACUGUGCAGCUGUUCAAAUUCCAAUGGGAACUGAAAAUGGUCUGAAAGGAAUCAUCGAUCUAAUUGAGAUGGAAGCUGUGUAUUUUGAUGGUGAUAACGGGGAAUCAGUAAGAAGAGAAUCAAUUCCAGAUUCUUUCAAAGAGGAAGCAGACGAUAAGAGAGAAGAACUUAUUUCAUGUCUUGCUGAAUUAAACGAGGAGAUUGAAGAACUGUACUUAAUGGAGGAAGAGAUUCCGAAAGAUUUGAUUAAUUCUUGCAUUCGUGAAAACACAAUUAAUCUCAAAUUUGCUCCCGUAUUUAUGGGAAGUGCUUACAAAAAUACAGGAAUCCAACUUGCUUUAGAUGGUGUUGUGAAAUAUCUUCCAGACCCAACUGAAGUAGUUAAUCAAGCCCUUGACAUCAGUACUCCAGAGGAAAAGAAGGUUGCUCUAGAAAUUGAUCCAAAGAAGCCUUUUGUUGGAUUGGCCUUCAAGUUGGAGGAGAAUCAAUUUGGACAACUUACCUACUUGAGGGUUUACCAAGGUACUUUAAAGAAGGGUCAAUUUUUGUAUAAUUCUGCAACUGGAGAGAAAAUCAAACUUUCUCGAAUGGUAAGAAUGCAUUCAAAUGAAAUGGAAGAUAUUUCCGAAGCUGGACCUGGAGACAUUUGUGCGAUGUUUGGAGUUGAAUGUGCUUCAGGAGAAACAUUCACUACAGGUUCAAAACUUGCCAUGACCUCAAUUCAUGUACCUGAUCCAGUUAUGUCUUUAACAAUCAAGCCAAAGGAUAGAAAUGACUUGACUAAGUUCUUGAAUGCUUUGAGGAGAUUUGAGAGAGAAGAUCCUACUUUUGUAGUUGCCCAAAAUCCAGAGAGCGAGGAAAUUAUUAUUUCAGGAAUGGGAGAACUUCAUCUUUUCAUUUACGCUGAGAGACUUAGAAGAGAAUAUGAUAUCCCAGUUGUUGUAGGAAAUCCUACUGUAAAUUACAGAGAAACUGUGACUGAGAAAUAUGAGUUCACUUAUCUUCAUAAAAAGCAGAGUGGAGGAGCAGGUCAAUAUGCUAAAAUUAUGGGAUAUGUUGAGCCUAACACAGAAGAUAUCACUGAUCCAGAGGCAGACACCUCUAACCUCUUUAUUGAUGCUACUAAGGGAAAUAAUCUUCCAAAUGAGUACAUCCCAGCUAUCGAGAAAGCAUUUUAUGAAUGCUGUAAGAAGGGUCCUUUGACUGGGUACCCUGUGAUUGGUAUGAAAUUUGUGUUGACUGAUGGACAAGUCCAUGUGGUUGAUUCCUCACAAAUGGCAUUCGCCCUUGCUACUCAAGGAGCAUUUAGGGAAUCUUAUAGCUCUGGAGGUGGUAAGAUCCUUGAACCUAUCAUGGAUGUCCAAGUAACUGUAGAUGCUGAUUACCAGCAAGGAAUUAUGGGUGGUCUUAUGAAAAGAAGAGGAACAAUGACUGAUACUAAAUCCCAAGAUGGCAUGUUUAUUGUAAAUGCUGAUGUCCCACUUGCUACCAUGUUCGGAUAUGCCACUGAGCUUAGAGGAAUGACUCAAGGUCUAGGAGAAUUCUCAAUGGAGUACAAGAAUCAUGCUCCAGUUGAGGAAUAUGAAAUUCAGGAUAUCAUCGAAGCUUAUAAGAAGAAGCAGCAGGAAGAAUCUGAUUUUUAAGUUAAUCGCA